Molecule: messenger RNA, 1260 nt
Organism: Gekko japonicus
Lineage: Eukaryota; Metazoa; Chordata; Lepidosauria; Squamata; Gekkonidae
Gene: FOXA3
Product: forkhead box A3
Exons: 2
Coding region: 1-1260 (419 amino acids)
Biological process (GO): cell differentiation; anatomical structure morphogenesis; regulation of transcription by RNA polymerase II
Molecular function (GO): transcription factor binding; RNA polymerase II cis-regulatory region sequence-specific DNA binding; protein domain specific binding
Source: RefSeq, a predicted model, not a curated record
AUGCUGGCCUCGGUCAAAAUGGAAUCGCACGACCUUUCUGAAUGGAAUUCGUACUAUAAUGAACCCACAGAGGUAUUUCCAACAGUGAGCACCAUGGCAUCCAGCUUGGGACCUAUGAACCCGAUUAACUCCUACGUGACGCUGAACCCUCUCAGCUCCCCCGGAUCGAUGAAUAUGACUUACCCAAACAGUGGCCUGAAUAGCCCUUCUCUCACGGGGCUGACCAACGCCAGCAGUCCGAUGGGCCUCCCGUCUGUGUCGUCUCCCGUCAGUCCGGUAUUGACUUCCCUGGGGGCUCAGGCCCCCACACUCAACUCUCUGUCCCCCUACCAGAAUGUCGGCCAGUCGAUGGCGCCGCUCAGCUACUCCCCUUCCGGCAUCAACAGGCCCAAGGAGAUCGGCAAGUCCUACCGGCGCACGCUGACCCACGCCAAGCCGCCCUACUCUUACAUCUCCCUCAUCACCAUGGCGAUCCAGCAGGCCCCGAGUAAAAUGCUGACCCUCAACGAGAUUUACCAGUGGAUCAUGGACCUCUUCCCUUACUACCGCGAAAACCAGCAGCGCUGGCAGAACUCCAUCCGCCACUCGCUCUCCUUCAACGACUGCUUCGUCAAGGUGGCCCGCUCCCCCGACAAGCCCGGCAAGGGAUCCUACUGGGCCCUCCACCCGAACUCGGGGAACAUGUUUGAGAACGGCUGCUACCUGAGGCGCCAGAAGCGUUUCAAGAUUGAGGACAAGACCAAGAAAUCCGGCUCCAAGGCUUCCAGCACCCAAGAGCAACCACCCAAGAUUUCUGAAGGUCUUCAGGAAGGGCAGAGCCCCAACACAAAUUCGGAAGGGGCCGAAUCGGGUCACUCGGACACCUCCCACGGGUCCGAGGAGCAGAGGGGGUUGGUCCAGCUGGAUUGCUCAGGUGCACGGGGUUCGCCCCCCAUGUCUGAGACUCCCCCAGCCCCCAUCUCCCAGUCCAUGAAUAGCCACUACUUUUCCACAUCCAUCACCAACCUGGACCUUCCGGGUGACCUCAAAAUGGACCCUCAGUUCAACUUCAACCACCCCUUUUCCAUCAACAACCUGAUGUCGACAGAGCAGAGCCACAAGAUCGACCUGAAAUCCUAUGAGCAGACGAUGGCUUUCAAUGGUUACAACUCUCCACACGCAGUGGAAGGCAAACACACCUACGAGACAUCCACCUCGCUCAGUGAGACUGGCUCGUACUACCAGAGCCUGUACAGCCGCUCCCUGCUCAAUGCCUCGUAA